Messenger RNA from Acanthaster planci (crown-of-thorns starfish), 2055 nucleotides. Its product is annotated as NLR family CARD domain-containing protein 4-like. The record is from RefSeq and is a predicted model, not a curated record. Gene Ontology annotation, molecular function: protein binding. Gene Ontology annotation, biological process: signal transduction. NCBI's taxonomy places the organism in Eukaryota, Metazoa, Echinodermata, Asteroidea, Valvatida, Acanthasteridae.
UCAUCUAGUAUAUCGCUAAAACUUGCACUGUAUGCUUUGUAUUACAACGUUUGAAACAUUGACAUUGUCCAACAAACAUCCAGCAAGUUAAAGAAAAGCUAUCGUUGACACCAGUGAGUAUAACUGGUCUUCAGUUGAACAUAGAAGGCCCAAUUAAACUUAUUACUGCAAAAGGUGUUUUUGAUCGAUGGUGUCUACUCCUUGGCUUCUGUUCGUCGGGGUAUAGGCUUCCUGGGAAGAAGUAUUUUGAAACCUACUGUAUUGUAGGCACUAGUCGUGAAUCAGUUUAGUUUUGGUCGAGUUGAAAGCGUCGAUUUGUAUCAACGUCCUGCAAACUGUGCCCGCAAUGCCCUAGUAGUUGUAUAAAAUAUGAACCAAUGCAUUUUGUAAUGAUCACAAACGUCUGACUGUUACAAGAUUUAUUAACGCUGAAUGAAAGGUUAUUAAUUCAUAUGACCAAAAUUACCUUUAGCGUCAUACUAGCUAAAACAAACGACUGAAUUUACUCAAGAUUUGCAGCUUAUCCACAAGCUUCCAAUAUAAAUGCAGAUAAGACACCUAAACUUUACUCUAUUAAUCGAAUCAAACAAAAUCAGAAAAUACUGGCCAUCAAUAAUCACAAAAACACUUCAAUAGUUAUCUGUGGCUCUACUCCCAACUGGGUAACUAUUCAUAUAACUAACACCAACCUUUUUGACACCUGUUCUUAACACAAUUAAACAAAGUUUAUUCAAUCAAAUUAUUGCACAAUUUGAAAUAUUCCACUGUCGAGAGCAUCAAAUAUUUGUCACGCAAAUACAGGCAUAAGUGAUAAUCAACUCCACGUUGAACAUUCUGCCAACACUUUGAGCUGCAUUCUGCGUUAAGCUUGAGCCUGCUUUUGUCUAUUUAGAGCCUGUAGAUACACCCCUAUACGUUAGUUUGCGUCAUCAUCAAAGAAUCAGAUCUAAGAAUAAUGGCGCCUGUAACGAGUCCUGAUGAACUGGCUGAUAAUAUCAUCUUGGCUGUAGCUGCUUGAAUUCUUAUUCUUCCGGCCUGUAAGUAAAUGAUGAAUGAAAACUAACCAGGACUUUAUUAUGCUGAAACAUGAAUGGAUGGAAAUGAGAAUGAAAGCAGACCUGAGAAAAACGAGAGAAAUUGAACAUGGAGUCUGAAGGAGGCUGCUUGGUUUACUCUAAACUUAGCCAGUAUCUUUUACUCAUUGACAAACAAUGAGUUUAUCAUAAAGAUAAUCAGUUCAUGAGUGCCAGAAUGUGACGGAAUGCAACGCUGUAAUAUUUAACCAACCUUUUUUCAGUAUCUCUUUUUGGAAGGGGGGUCAGCAUUUUUAUUCUCUAAAAGCGCCACGGAAAAUGCCACCCGCAUUGUAAUCGGAGGUUGUGCAGUCCCAUUCAAGUUCAACAGCGCCCCCAGUGUUCGAGGAUUUCCAUGUCAAUGCCACCUAUCCCAAAGUUUUAACAGGGACUGUGUUGCUCGUAUGAAAACUAUUGCUUUUACAAUCACCGCACUCUCCACACGAAGUCCAACUGGAGACUACGUGCGAUAUUUUAUUGGAAUGAAACUCAGAGUUUCCCUUUUGGUGCACGGCGGUUCAUGAUGAAGCGAGGAAGUCCAGCAAGCAGUGACGAGGAAUCUGGAGAAUUCCAGCUGACCGCUUUGAAUCUGCAUGAAUUAUCAAGACACAUCUCGACAGAGUGGAGGGCCCUUGCCCUGAACCUCGGUUAUGAAGACAGCGAGAUCAAGACAAUUGAAAGUGACUACAAGGAUGAUGUGCUUCGGCAGUGCUACGAAAUGUUAGUUGCUUGGCACAAGAAGCAAAGCGACGAAGAAAGAGCAAUUAGGAAGUUGAAGCGAGCUUUGGUCAAAGUCGGGCUUCAGGAAGUGGUGCAAAGAAUGGGAAACACUGGAGAGCAGGGAGGAAGUGGUAAAAGACGCAAGACUGGACCACGUGACGCAGCCCAACACGCUGCAGAUAAGUGCGAGGAGGUAUUGAAGGAAAUAUACACAACUACAGGUAGCUAUGUACAGAUGCUCCCANGUUCUUGGGUUCAAUGA